UAAUCCCCUUCUUACCCUUUCUCUCAGGGCGCAAAGCAGGUACUCCCUGCAGCACUAGGUAGGAGGGGACUCAAUCCCCUUCUUGCCUUUUCAGUUACAUCAGUUCCUACUAGGGAUUCCACACACACACAGUUCGCGUUUGUUGUGAUUUUAUGGUGAUGAUGAGAAAAGGGUUGGCUAAAAAACUGAGCAGCGGAAAAGAGGCAAACAUUCACUGUAGCUAUGUAUCCUGAUGGAAGUGGCCAGGCCCUGUGGGGGACAUUCAGUCUCCGUCAGAAGUAAUCCAGAACCAAGGAACCUGGUGAUGUUUGGUCACCCAUCAGGAGAAUAAUGAGGCUCAGGGGCCACAAGUGUGUGAGGAAAUGGCGCCAUGGAUGGGUUGGUGGAGGGUACACAGGUGAGUCUUUGUGGAAAGUCAUUUGCUGGCAGAUAACAGCAUCUUAGAUGGGCAUGCCAGGUGGCGAGGCAUUCCCUUCAGCAUGUCUUCACACAGCAAGUGUUAGAGGUAAUGUCAUUUCUAGUGGCAAAAGUGGGGAGCAGCUUGUAACUCUGCAUCAGUGGAGGAAUGGUCAGGCAAAUUAUGAGACGGCCAACAGUGGGAUAUCACACAGGCAGUGUAAAACAAGGUAGAUGAAGAUUGUCAGGUGGAAAGAAUGGACUUGAUGUGCUGUCAAAUGGAAAACUCAUGCCCUAUCCUGUGGAGAUGUGUUGGGAACAGCAGUUUGCCAAGAUGGCUGAAGCAAAGGACCAUAAAGGGGCUGGCUUAAACAACAGACAAUCAUUGUUCUGGAGGAUGGAAGUCUGAAAUCAAAGUGUUGGCCAGCUGUCUCCGCCCUACUCCAGACCGCCCCAAAGACUCUGUGGGAUGAACCUGAGUCAGCCAAAUCCCAGCCCCUUCCCUUGGACCUGCCGUGGCUCGGGACAUCAGUGACAGACGGAAGCAGCGGACCAUCAGGUAUAGGAGGCCCGCGGCGCUUGCGAAGAUGAAAUUUGGCUGCCUCUCUUUCCGGCAGCCUUAUGCUGGCCUUGUCUUAAAUGGAGUCAAGACUGUGGAGACGCGCUGGCGUCCCCUGCUGAGCAGCCAGCGGUACCGCACCAUCGCCGUCCACAUUGCUCACAGGGACUGGGAUGACGAUGCCUGGCAGGAGCUGCUGGUGGAAAGGCUGGGGAUGACUCCUGCUCAGAUUCAGGCUUUGCUCAGGAAAGGGGAAAAGUUUGGUCGAGGAGUGAUAGCGGGACUCAUUGGCAUUGGGGAACCUUUGCAAUGCCCCGAAGACUUAACUCCCGAUGAGGUUACGGAACUAGAGAAUCAAGCUGUACUGACCAACCUAAAGCAGAAGUACCUGACUGUGAUUUCAAACCCCAGGUGGUUACUGGAGCCCAUACCUAGGAAAGGAGGCAAAGAUGUAUUCCAGGUAGACAUCCCAGAGCACCUGAUCCCUUUGGGGCAUGAAGUGUGACAAGUGUGGGCUCCUAAGAGGAAUGUUCCAGAGAAACCAGCUAAAUCAUGACACCUUUAAUUCGCCAUCAUGACGCAGACCUAUAUACAUUAGGUUAAAUCUGAAUUUCCACUGCUUUGGAGAGUCCCACCCACUAAGCACUGUGCAUGUAAACAGGUUUCUUUAUUCAGAUGAAGGAAGUAGCGGGAGGGGCUUUCCUUGUGUGAUGCCUUUUUAGGCACACAGGCAAUGUCUCAAGUACUUUGAUCUUUGGGUAGAAGGAAAAGCUGCCAGUAAAUGUCUCAGUAUUGCUGCUAAUUUUGGUCCUGCUAGUUUCUGGAUUGUGUAAAUAAAUGUGUUGUAGAUGA
Molecule: messenger RNA, 1807 nt
Organism: Rhinopithecus roxellana (golden snub-nosed monkey)
Lineage: Eukaryota; Metazoa; Chordata; Mammalia; Primates; Cercopithecidae
Gene: EOLA1
Product: chromosome 7 CXorf40A homolog
Exons: 4
Coding region: 984-1460 (158 amino acids)
Source: RefSeq, a predicted model, not a curated record